GAUCACUUUCACUUCUUGUUCCUGGCCACAUCUAUCCCGCAGUCUUGCUGAGAUAGAAGGCGAGAUGAGGAAGCGGGAGGAGGAAGAGGAGCUGCAUCUGCCCAAUGAAUCUGUGGAGGACGAACCCGAGUUUGUGGGUGUCGGAUGGUCAAAGCCUCGCGACCCGCUUUUCUUGCCUGACGAAGAGGCGAAACUAGAAGCUCCGAGUCCUUCUCGCUCUGCGUCUCCCAAUCCCCGCAUAAGUCCUACCCCUGCUCCGCGAUUGGCGCAUGAGCCUGUAUUCGCCAUCCUCGAACGCUCCCCGACCCCGCCCGCGCUCUCUUUCUCGUUAGCGGAUGCCGGAAGACUGGAUUCCGGGCUGGAUCUGGAUGCGGAGCCAUUGGAGAAGGAGGAUUUGCAGCCUCAAUCUCGAUCUUCCACUGCCUCGGCUCAAGAUUCCCGCCGGAAGAGGCACCGCACAACUUCUCAGAAGGAGCGCUAUCGAAACGCUGCUCGUGCUUUCAUUCUGGAUCAAGCAGAGGAAGCGCAGGCCAGUUCUGACGAAGAAGAUGAUGAGGGAGAUUUGGAAGGUUUCAUUGUGAAUGACUGCUCAGGAAAUCAAGCACGCAGACAGCGAGCAGAUGUGCCGGGGGAUACAAUGAUCGACCCACUCUCCCUUGCCGAGCAAGAGAGGAUCGAGAAUGAGCGGGAAGCAGCUCGUUUCUCCCGCCGGCUGCAGACCUCCUCCCGACUCAUCAGCAUCGAUUUGCCCGACUACGUCAGUCGCCACCAGUACCCCUCCGAUGAGAGAAAUCCCGGCAUUCCCCUGGAUCGUCUUCCGGACGACAGCACCGAUCCCCUUUUGUAUCCGCUCACCGUGCCGGCGGGUCUCGAGCACAACCUGCUUGUAUAUCUCACCAACUUCUCCUGCACCAUUUCGGUCUUUUAUUCCCAUGAACGGUCCGGACUUGUGUAUACUGAGACACAAGAUACGGCGGGUCUCCGGAGAGUGACCAGAAGAUGGAGAAAUGGGUCAUGCCCGGAGACACAAGUUCGCUCUCCCUUGCCGGCUUUGGAGAAGAUGCAUGUCAUCAAGAUUCGCGUCGCCGAGAGCGUCAGUCCAGAUGAUUGCGUUGGAGCGUGGGUUCGUCCUGUGUCUGGUCGUCAUUUGGGGGAUCUGGCGCUCCGUCACAGUCAGACCGAGUGUCUGGUGGUGCCGCGCCUUCCAGACCCCAACAACACUGCUGGCACAAUCCGGCGACUUUUCAGUCCACAAUACAUCCAUUCCCAAUCCCCAGAAGUGGUGAUUCAUUCCCGAGGCAAUCGCUGGGAGUGGAAUGGUCGGAUCUUUCUCAAGAGCGGCCUCGAAGUGUUGCCCGCCACUUCUCCGCGUUCCUUUGCCCUGAAACCUCGCCCGCCCACUGAAGCUGAACUCGGCUUCUUCCGAGACAGUCGGGAAUCCAUGUGCAAUGUUACAUCUGUGGAAGAUCCACAGUUGGCAUUGCAGGAGGGUGACUGGGUGGUUGUAGUUGAUAACAGCGAGGACAGAGGGAAAGCUGGAGUUAUUGUCUGCAUUCCUACUCGGAAACAUGGUCGAACGCGAGUGGCAGCAGUUUUGCCGCAUUACAACGGGGUCGAAGAAAUCACAGCUGUCACAUUAUCUCGUGAAGACCUUCUUGUUGUUCCACUGGCAUCUCUUGCUCGCCACAUCCUAUCUCCCCACAGACCAUUCGAUAUCCGGUCCCGCCUCAAGAUUGUUUCUUCGAGUCUCUUUGGCGGAAUCGGCCAUGCAAUUGACUCUCAUUCCAACACAGGCUACAUCGAUUUCCGCGGACAUAGCGUUGAAGGCAAUGACCUGACCAUGACCAUUCCAUGGUCUGAGUGCGUUCUCGACUUCCGCGUCGGGGAUGUAGUGGAAAUCGUCAGCGGACCGUCUCAGGGCACAUCGGGCUUCAUUCUGGAUCUUCAUAUCGGCGGCUUCGUUGAUAUAUAUCCAUGCACAGCAGGGGAUGUGCAAGCACAAUUGCAUGGCACGUUUUCUCCGACUGAGUCCUUGGUGCAUGAUAUCUCAAUCGCCGGCCGUGAAUCAUUGAAUCUCCGAGUUCCCACCUUCUGUAUCAGAACGAUCCCAUCCAACGACAAGGGCUAUCAAUUCUCGCUCCAAACUGGAUGGCAGUCGAGGAAAGUAGCAGAGGAUUUCGUCUCAUCCAUCGUGGAAAGGCACAAGAUCCUGGCCGCUUCUGAGGAGCAGCUCAUGUAUACAGGACACGGGUAUGUGGGGCAGCGCGUCAUGAUCAUCGGCAAGCAUGAUCUCAAGGGACGAACGGGUGUUGUUGUUGGGUAUUCGUACCUCAAAACAUCGGCACCACCGGAAAGAGAGCAUGCCCUUUCCGGCUCGUCCGAGGGCAAGAUCCUUCAACCGCUCAAGUCUCAGGAUGUACAAUUGAGUGUUUCCAUGGACCUGGGAGGAGAAAUCCGAGUUGCGAUGAAGCAAGUUGUCCAUCCCGAGGCUCUGAUACCUCUGCGUCAGGCUAUGCAUUGGAGAAACCUCCGAGAUGCAUUGGGUGCCAGGGCCGAACGCAACAAAACGCCGGAGCCUGUGGCCAUUACCCAAUCUUGGAUGGACGAGAUAGUUGAGAGCAAAGUCCCUGAGGAUAACGAGCUCUGGCUGGCCGAUACUCGAUUCCUGACGAAACGGCUCGACCUCAGGGUAGUUUCCGAGGCUGCGCUCAAAGCCAUUCAAGUCCGUGCUCAGGCGGCCGUCAACGGAAGGAAGAGCCGACUGUUUUCCAAGUUCAAUGCAAGGACUUUCCAGCACGCGAACAUGGAGGGGGUCCUGCAUACCAAUCAGCGACAUUCUAUGACAGCUGCCGAUUUGAAGCUGCAUUUUGUCAAGUUGCGCAUCGGCCGUUUCGAUGAUGCCUUGGUUCCAGCUCAGGGGUUGCUACCAGUCAGGACACUCAAUGGAGCCUGCAUCAGCGCCAUUCGCGAGCGCGUGAUUAUCAUUGGUUGUAACGUGGCCACAGAGGUCUUUUCCUUGCCCUCUCCCGACCCAGUUUCCCAACCCGUCCCUGCAUCGCCUUCCCUGCACGCUAUGCGUCGUUCUAAGCGAAAUGCGGGCAUCAACGCUCCUCCAAUCCCCGUGGAAGUGCCUCGCGCCGAUGCGGAGAAAGCGUGGCGGCGCCGGAGGCAGGAACAAAAAGACACGCAAGCAGCACUGGAUGCCCAAACUCCGCCGCAGACAGCUACAGGAAGUCACGCCAGCGACGCUCAGAGAUCCAAGCGUAAACGACGUGAGCAGGAGUCUACCCCACCGGAGGAUGGAGAGCAAGUGGAAGCUGCAUCGGAGAACGUAUCCGUAUCGUCGGUCGGUGCUCACAGGUCAAAGAACACCGAGGGUGUGGCUCUCAAUGUGAAUGAGACGCCAGAAGUCGAACCGGCAGUCAAGCCCCGCCGCAAACCGAAGAUGCCGCAGCCUGUAUCUCACGAAUCCGCGCAAUUGGAGCAACGCCCCAUACCAGAGAUGCAGGAGAAGGAGACUGUCACUUCUGAUGUCGAGAUGCUGGACGCGUCAGCGGAGAAUUUUGUUGAGGAACGAGCGGAGGAUGCGGAAAUGGAGGAUGCGACAAGUCUAAGCCUGUCGCAGUCUCGUGCGCAGGUUUAUCCUGCAGCGAGCAGGGAAGAAAUGAAACGGCGCGCCUUGGGUGAGCAUGCACGCGCGCUGGCGACCGACACUGCGCCUACCACUCCAUUGCCAUCGGCAACGCACUCACUACAGUCAGACGGGUAA
This is a messenger RNA of Mycena citricolor, 3769 nucleotides long. The record is from the annotation of a GenBank genome assembly. NCBI's taxonomy places the organism in Eukaryota, Fungi, Basidiomycota, Agaricomycetes, Agaricales, Mycenaceae.